Molecule: messenger RNA, 791 nt
Organism: Thalassophryne amazonica
Lineage: Eukaryota; Metazoa; Chordata; Actinopteri; Batrachoidiformes; Batrachoididae
Product: enteropeptidase-like
Exons: 4
Coding region: 208-582 (124 amino acids)
Biological process (GO): proteolysis
Molecular function (GO): serine-type endopeptidase activity
Source: RefSeq, a predicted model, not a curated record
UAUAAUUGAUGACAGCUAAAGUGCAGAGUAUUCUGUUCAAAACACAAACCACUGGGUGUGUUUUUCAGCUUUCGUGCAGCCCGUGUGUUUGCCUCCUCUCAGUCAGGAACUGCAGGCAGGAACCAAAUGUUUCAUUGCUGGAUGGGGACGAGACAGUGAGCAGGGUGAGUGCAUGUGCAUUGGAACUCACAAUGAACUGAAUCCUGAAUGGUUUUGAUUUGUGCCAUUAAACAAUGUGGUAAAUCUGUGGUUCCAGGUUCCCUGCCUAAUGUUCUGCAGGAGGCCCAGGUUCCUUUGCUUGCUCGAGAUCAGUGUCAGCUCCAGCUCCCAGAGUACAACAUCACCUCCAGCAUGUUGUGUGCUGGAUACCCAGAGGGUGGUGUGGACACCUGUCAGGGUGACUCUGGUGGCCCACUGAUGCAUCUCGACCAUGGACUCUGGACUCUAGCAGGCGUGACGUCCUUUGGGAUUGGCUGUGGCCGACCUGACAGACCUGGAGUUUAUGCACGUGUCUCUUUUUUCACUUCUUGGAUCACAGAAACCAGACGCUCGUUGUCACAGCUGCCUCUCUUUAAGUCAUAAAAAGACUGAUUACCAGAUUUUUAUUUUUAAUCUUUAUUUACAAUCUUCAACAAAGUUAAACUUUUAAUCAUUUUAAAACCAGGAGUGGCUGAAAUCUGAGUAGACAUGGACAUAAAUCACUUUUUAAUGAACAACACUUCAUUACUGAUUAUUUAUUGUAUAAACACAAUCAUGUCAAAUGUGCUUCUAUCAUUAUAAAAGGCUUGUUU